CCAAACAAGCACCGAUUGACAGUCUGCUGUGUCUCUGGGGGCCAGCUGAAGAUGACCUCCGACACUGUGGGAGAAGAAAGUGUUGGGCAGCUCUGCGGAGUGGAAUGUGACUAAGCUGUAAGGAGAGGUUGUUUGGAUUCUUGUGACCGAGUGACUUGGGAGACUUUUGCUGGUUUUUUCCUGAACUGCGCUUUAUCUCGCUUUAUUCACGGAAGGCCAAGUCAGCUCACAUGUCUAAGUGCACCAUGGAUUCUCCGCAGAGCAUGUGGGGACUGAACACCCGUUUGAAAGGCUUCCUGGACCAGGUGAACAGGCUGCAGGAGACCAACGAGCAGCUGGAGGCUCGCAUAGGCGAAAUGGGCAUGAGAAACGCGUCUUGUUCUCGGGACUGGUCCGAGCAGGAAAACGCAGUGAAAGAACUGCGCGCUCAGGUCGGUCAACUCCUGAUGGAGAAUGCCCAGUUGGCCUUACAGUCCGACAAGAUGAAGUCCAGAGCUGCAGUCAUCCAGGCCAGAUGUGAGACGGAGGAGUGUAACACCAGGCUUCUGGAGCAGCAAGUGGCUGUGCUGAGGGAGUCGAAGAAGACCACUGAGAAGAACUGCAUGAUACUGCAGACUGACAUUGACAACUCUGUGACAGAACUGCAGGAUGUGCACCAACAAUACCAGGCUGCUCGGGUGCUGCAGCUGCGGCGGGCCGCCUCAUGUGAUGCUCUGUUAGCCAGGACCACGCAGGAAGAGGAUGGCGCAGCGAUGGAGCUCCCCAGACUCCUCGACCGAAUCAAGUCUCAGUGCAGCCGGGAUGGAUUACCUGACCAGGGCGAGAGAAACUUCAGCUCGCGUUCGGUUCCCAGCUUUGCCGUGGCAAGCAGUUCCGAAGCCGGAGCGACUGCAGCAUCAACAAGAACGACACUCAGUGAGGAUGAAGCGGCAUGGGCACAGAUUAACCCGGGCAGCAAUCCUCUGAGGGAGGCACGGGCUGAACUGGCUGAGGCCCGGAGGCAGUGGCUGUCCCUUCAGGUGGAGAUCGAGACCCUGUAUGCCUUGGAGAAAGGCCUGGAAAACUCCCUGCAGCAGAGCCAGCAGCUGUACUCCACCCAGCUGCAGGAACUUUCCCAGGUGAUCACUGGGCUGGAGAGCGAGCUGGAGCAGGUGAGGGGCGGACUGGCCACCCAGCGUCAACGCCACAGCCAGAUGCUCAACACCAAGAUAAGGCUGGAGCGAGAGAUUUCCACUUACAGAAGACUGCUGGAAGGGGAAGAAGGCAGGCACACAGGCCGCACCUGGCAGCCGAUGAAUCUACAGCCCUGCAGCUCAACUUUGGCAGAGUCUAAGGAAAACGGGCUGGAGAUAAGUUUUAGUGACGCCACAAUCACCCCAGAUGAACCAAAGUCAGAGCCGCUGCCUGAAACUACUUCGAUUCUACCAGGAUUCCACAAAUCAAAGGAAGGUUCAACCCUCCAACGGCCACUAAGCCUUGUCUUACUCACAGAGCCGGAGCAGGACAGGGAAUUGGUGAUUUCCACUGUGAAAACUCAGGAGAUUCUCCAAGGUAACGUCGUGCAGGAAAGUGCGGAGGGCCACGGCACUGUCGAGACGGAAAACAUUGACAGGGUCAUCAAGCAGUGGGAGAGCUCCUUCUUCAGGGGGAAUCCCAACCUCCGGAGGAAGUCUGUGUCCCUGCGCUUCGACCUGCACAUGGGGGCGGCAGACUUGGGCUGUGCUCAGACCAAACAAGACAGCUUCCCCGACGUCGAACUGCGUCUCGUCAUGAAAAGAUCCCGCAGCGCCGCAACCACACCCUAACUUCUGAUCGGUCGGUGCCUGAUGACCGCAUCUCCUGCCUUCGUCUGAUGUUUUCAUAGGCCGGAUUCUGAAACUGUGACUUCAAAAGGUUGGAUGUGAUUUAUUUCGACAAAACUUCACUCACGUUGGAAUAGCAUGAGCCAUACCUUUUUUUUUUUUGGCUAAUAUUUACAGCUUCAUACACCUCAGUGACUUCUCGCAAGCUUCUGGUUGAAUUUUUGACCACUUUUCUUGACAAAAUUGGUGUAGUCCAGCUAAAUGUCUUAGCUUUCUGACAUGGAUUUGUUUCUUCAGCAUUGUCCACACGUUUAAGUCAGGACUUUGGAAAAGGCCAUUCUAAAACCUUAAAUCUAGGUUGAUUUAGCCAUUCCUUUACCACUUUUGAUGUGUGUUUGCGGGUCAUUGUCCUGUUGAAAAACCCAACUGCGCCCAAGACCCAACCUCCGAACUGAUGAUUUUAGGUUGAAGGCAGGGGUCGGGAACCUUUUUGGCUGAGAGAGCCAUGAAAGCCAAAUAUUUUUUAAAAUGUAUUUCCAUAAGAGCCGUAUAAUAUUUUUAACACUGAAUACAACUGUCAGGUUCAAACACUGAUGACAUCUAUUAAACAGACAAGAAGUAAGGAAUUAAAUAGAGACUGGAUUCAAUUUAGUUCAAUGAGGAGAAACGCACAGACUUGUACCCUUGUACAGUGUCGUCCCACGCUCUGACAAGAGUACAAAGCUACUGUAACCAAUAUUAAAUAAAAUACUUUUGACCAUUAAUGUGACUUCUUGAACAGGUGCAGUAGAAACGGAUGGAUGGAUUAAAAUGCAUGAGAAUGUUUUAUAUUUUGAACGUUAUUUUUAACACUGUGAUUACCAGCGAAAUUACUCAUUACUUAUCGUGUUAAGCAACGUCAGAUAGAGCCAGAUGCAGUCAUUAAAAGAGCCACAUGUGGCUCGGGAGCCAUAGGUUCCCAAUCCCUGGUUGGAGGUAAUCCUCCUUUUUCAUUGUCCCAUUUACUCUCUGUAAAGCACCAGUUCCAGUGGCAGCAAAACAGGCCCAGAGCAUAAUACUACCACCACCAUGCUUGACGGAAGGAAUUGUGUUCUUGGGACAUUUGAAUGCAUUUCACCUCACAAUUCUGGAAGACAGAAUUUUGUAAGCAAUGAGUACACUCCACUCUAUUCUUGACAUGCAUGUGUUGGCCAAUGUACACUAAUAAUCGUCUCUAUACCAUGACUUCACCCUCUGCACAAUCAAUAGACAAAUCCUACACAAUGUGGGAUAAUUCAUACAUUGGCAAACAAACAUCCCGCACUACCCCUGAUGUGCAUUGUCUCACUGCCUCUUACAGCCAGCAGGUGGCGCUAUUCUGUUAGUUUAUUUUAAAUCGAAACCGUAUUACAAGCUACAUUAAAGAUAAAGUCCCAAUGAUAGUUACACACACACACUAGGUAUGGUGACAUUACCCUCUGCAUUUGACCCCAUCCCCAUGUUCACCCCCUGGGAGGUGAGGGGAGCAGUGAGCAGCAGCGGUGGCCACGCUCGGGAUAUCAUUUGAUGAUUGAACCCCCAAUUCCAACCUAUGAUACCAAGCGCCAAGCAGGGAGGCAAUGGUUCCCAUUUUUAUAGUCUUUGGUAUGACUUGGCCGGGGGUUUGAACUCACAACCUUCCAGUCUCAGGGCAGACACUCUAACCACAAAGCCACUGGGCAGGUUUAUACAUUAUGCACAGUCUGUGGUAGUUACCUCCCUCGGGAGGUUUUAUAGUCACUGCCCUUGGUUUGUCUGUCAGUUAGUUAGUCAGCUAGUUAGCUGACUAGUUCGCUGGUUCGUUUGCAUUUGCGACUGCUGGUCUUUCAAGUCGGGGCGGCUCAUUUUUAGCUGCUCUAUGAUCAUAAAUACAGCGCCUACAGCUAGAUCUUGAAAAUAAACAAAGAUCACUUACGGAAUUUUAAAAUUCACCUUAGGUCAGGAAAAAACACAGAGGCUAUGUCAUCCCUUUAGGCCUUUUUCGCAGUUGUCCCUGCUCUUCAGGGGAGUUUAUUGAAGCGUCUGUGGUUGUUACGCAGUAGUGCCUUGCUUCUGUGCCGCCAUGGUGAGAUCAGUUUAUUGCGUUUGAAUUUCAACAUUUUAAAAUGUUUUAAUUCUCCACAUUAAUUUGGAACAACGGAAUAAUCAAUCCAUCCAUCCAUCUUCUUCCGCUUAUCCAAAGGUCGGGUCGCGGGGGCAGCAGCCUAAGCAAGGAAGCCCAGACAGACUUCCCUCUCCCCAUCCACUUCGUCCAGCUCCUCCUGGGGGAUCCCGAGGCGUUCCCAGGCCAGCCGGGAGACAUAGUCUUCCCAACGUGUCCUGGGUCUUCCCCGUGGCCUCCUACCGGUCGGACGUGCCCGAAACACCUCCAUAGGGAGGCGUUCGGGUGGCAUCCUGACCAACGGAAUAAUAUUUAAAAAAAUGCUGUAUAUAUUUAGAGUGCUGAUUCACACAUUUUGCUUGCAAACAGAGACCUCCAGGGACGCCAACCAAGUCGACCGACUUGGUUCUUCAGACCACCAAGCACCGACAUAAGAGUCCGUUUCAGGGUUACUAUAGUGUAUUAUUUGGAUAAAUUGUCACCGGCUGCUUUUCAGCAAUUGUUCUUCAGUCUCUUUUCUCCCGCUCUCACGCCAGCUCCACUCCGGCUCCAACACUCUCUCCUCCCGGCUGCUGCCUUUUAACAGAGCGACAGGUGAUUAGAUAACCAGGCCCAGGUGGGCCAUCUAGGCACCUGUCACUGAUUUCCAAGCCGGUCCUGGCACACCCCGCAUUGAUAAAAGCCCACAGGCCACGCCACGCAACAACCCCACACCAUAAUUCCUCCUCCACCAAAUUUCCUACUCGGCACAAUGCAGUCUGAAAUGUACCGUUCUCCUAAUUCUAAACAUUUGAAUGGGUGGCCAAAUAUUUUUGGGCAAUAUAGUGUAUUUCUUUGCUUCACACAUUCACGUCCUCACUUUCUUGUUAGUCCUGAUAUCCUCUUCCAAUCACUCAUCCCACAUUUGUUAAAAUUGUACGGCUUCCUCAUUUGGAAAUAACUAUUAUUUAAAAUGUACAUGUUGGAUGACUUGUGUUUUAAAAUAUUGUUGCAUUAAUACUGGGUGUGUGACAUUCAUAUUUUGUCAAUAUUCAGUGUUUUAUCGUUCAUAGAAAAAAAAUUAAUUCCAUUCCGUUUUUAAGGCGGUCUGUCAUAACCUUUUUAGCAUU
Molecule: messenger RNA, 5030 nt
Organism: Nerophis ophidion (straightnose pipefish)
Lineage: Eukaryota; Metazoa; Chordata; Actinopteri; Syngnathiformes; Syngnathidae
Gene: krt222
Product: keratin 222
Exons: 10
Coding region: 231-1805 (524 amino acids)
Molecular function (GO): structural molecule activity
Source: RefSeq, a predicted model, not a curated record